AAGCCUCUAACCGCCACUUCGUCCUAAGCGGCUAAGCCUAAUCGUUCUCUUUUUCCCCCCUCCCCAGUCCCUGACCCAAAGCCCUUUUUUUCUUAAGUUUCCGGUGGAUCAGGGAUUUAAAUGAGUGCCUGAGGCAAGCCCUCUCUUGCCUUCGAGCUUCCGACGGACUGGGGAAUAUAAUAAGUGCCUGACGGAUUCAAUUUAUUGCCUUCAAGUUUCGGAUAGAUAAGGAGAUUGAUUAAGAUUCAGCUAUGGAAGUUGACCAUUACGGUGUCCUGGGUUUACCUUCUGGUGAGGAAGGAGCCAAUUUGACUGCAAAAGAAAUUACCAAGGCUUAUAGAGAAAAAGCCCGUGAUCUUCAUCCCGAUAAACGAAAAGAUGAUCCAAACGCCCAUGAAAAUUUCAUAAAGCUCAAAUCCUCCUAUGAAAUUCUUGUUGACGAAAAAGCCCGCAAGCUCUUCGAUGAUCUUCUUCGGGUGAAACAUGAACAACAACGCCGUUCUGCUCAGCAAGACUCAAAGCGAAGGAAAAUGAUGUCGGAUUUAGAAGAUAGAGAAUGUGCUUCUUUCGCUCCAGAUCCAGUCGUGAUGGCUAAAGAGGAAGAAAAGAGAAUUGCGAGGAAAUUGAAAGAGGAGAUUGCAAGAAUACGUGCAAUGCAUGCAAAUAAAGGUGCAAGUAUGGGAACAGGCUCGGGUUCGGGCUUGAAUCAAGACAACGUUGGGAGAAAAGGGAGUAAUGGGGGUGGGGCUAGUGUGGAGUUGGAUAAAGAGAAGGUUUUAAAGGUUUCUUGGGAAAAAAUUGGGGAAGGCUAUACCGCGGAGAAGCUAAGGCAAUUGUUUUCCAGGUUUGGGGACGUGGAGGAUAUUGUAAUUAAAAGCUCAAAGAAAAAAGGGUCUGCUCUAGUAGUCAUGGCUACUAAAGAAGCAGCUAUUGCUGCUACAGGAAGUGUUACCGGGGAUCUAAACAAUCCAUUGCUGGUUAUGCCUCUUAAACCAACCAUUGUUGCAGAUUUUCCAGCUCCCCAGAAGGCAGAGGAACCAGAUCGUUUCAGUAAUCUGGUUGGGGCUGGUUUCCAAGCUUUUGAAGAUUCUGUUUUAUCUAAACUGAAAAAGGCUGCUGAAAAACAACAAAAAUGAUGAAGAAAAGGCUUGAAGAACAGUGCUAAUUCAUCCACGGCUUGCCGUCUGGUCCUCAGAAGUUAUUUUUGUAUUUGAUCGA
Molecule: messenger RNA, 1218 nt
Organism: Hibiscus syriacus
Lineage: Eukaryota; Viridiplantae; Streptophyta; Magnoliopsida; Malvales; Malvaceae
Product: dnaJ homolog subfamily C member 17-like
Exons: 6
Coding region: 252-1136 (294 amino acids)
Molecular function (GO): RNA binding
Source: RefSeq, a predicted model, not a curated record